AUGUACUUGACAAAGGUCAAGAAGCAGAAGCUCAUCCCGACUAAUCGAGCUUCGGACGCAGACUCCUUCAUUCUCGUCGAUCCCAUCGUAGCUCAUGCACCGAACGAAAAGACCAUGGCGAUGCUGUGGCUCCACGCCUACCAGCUCGGCCCACUAUGGGUGCCCCCGUUGAUCUUGCCCGGUACCAUCUCCAAUGCUUACCUCGCAAGUCUCGCACCCUCUGGUUCUUGGCAGAGACUGUUCUACCUCAUCGCGGCAGGCUGCAUAUUUGGCAUCCUCGUGCCCAUCACCUUCUUUUACAUGGAGCCCGGAAUCAAUGGUGCUUGCAAAUGGAGGGUCGAGUCUCUUUGGAAGGACGAAGGAUUCCAUCUGCCCGAGACGACGUUAUGGAAGCCUUCUGCGCACCGUCAUGGAGGUGAACAAUUUGCGAUGGAUGCUUGGUGGCUUGGCGGCGUUUCUAAGCGGAAUCGCUACGUUCUCUCGAACGUGACUGAUGUAUGUCUAGCGCCGCGGAACACUUCCACUCCCGCUGCACCCGCCUGGUACUCCCAACAUUUUUUAACUAAUGGGUCCCUCCGAUUCACAUGCUACGACAUUUCGCCAUGGCAGACCUCCGCUGCCGUCUCACCACCGCGCUCCACACCAUCGACGACAGCGAGCGACAUCAUGACCGCCACCGAGCUCUGGCAGCAUCCUUCGCCCGAGACAACCAACCUCCAUGAGUUUCUCACCAAAAUCAACAACAAGUACACUAAGUCCUUCCAGACCUACAAUGACCUCUACCAAUGGAGCAUAUCAGACAUAUCCGCUUCAUGGGCCGAGAUAUGGGACUAUGUGGGAGUUCGUACAUCCAAGCCGUACACCAGAGUAGUCUCUUCCGACUCGAUACUGUUCCCUCGUCCCUCAUGGUUUGAAGGCGCAAAGCUCAAUUUUGCAGAAAACCUGCUGUUUCCUCUUCCGGAUGUCGACGAUAACAGUCCCGCCGUGAUUGCUGCCACCGAGACCACGCGUGAGACGGUGACCUGGAAGGAACUUCGAGACCGCGUGUGGCAUUGCCAAAGCGGCAUGCGAGCUCUAGGGUUAAAGACUGGUGAUCGUGUUGGCGGUUAUGUCGCAAAUCAUACAAAUGCGUUGGUCGCAAGUCUGGCUGCGAGCUCAUUGGGAGCUGUUUGGACAGCUGUGAGUCCCGAUACAGGCGUGAGCGCCGUCCUAGAUCGGAUGGUACAGAUUGAGCCUUCAAUCCUAUUCACAGACAACGCUGUGAUGUACAAUGCGAAGGAACAUCCAGUUCUUCCCAAAGUGAAAGAUAUCGUGGCAGGCUUACCAACCUUAAAGGGAGUGGUUGUCUUCAAUACUGUCGAGAGUAUGGGAAGUGAGGUGACAGGGCUGCCUGCCGAAUUGAAGGAGAAGGUAUGGACAUACAAGGAGUUUGCUUCUCAAGAGUCGGACCUCAAGGCAUUGCACUUUGAACAACUUGAGCCCGACCACCCUGUCUACAUCCUGUAUUCGAGUGGCACCACUGGUGCCCCCAAAUGCAUUGUACAUGGAGCGAUAGGCACUCUGCUCCAGCACAAGAAAGAGCAUAUACUACAAAGCGAUAUUCGACCUGGCGACAAGCUCUUCUACUUCACGACGUGUACAUGGAUGAUGUGGCAUUGGCUUGUAUCGGGACUCGCAGCAGCCGCUACGCUCGUCCUUUACGAUGGCAGCCCAUUUCAGUAUCGAAACUCCGAGGGCCAGAGCAUUAAGGACGACCUUGCAAUGCCGAAGCUCAUAGAUGAAGUCGGUAUUACACAGUUCGGCACCAGUGCAAAGUAUCUCUCAGUCCUUGAACAGCGAAAUGUCCUCCCGCGCGAACAUGGCUUGUCGCUGAAGACUCUCAAGGCGAUAUACUCGACGGGCUCCCCUCUAGCACCGAGCACUUUUCAGUAUGUCUAUCGGGCCUUCGGCGCCGUGAACCUUGGGUCUAUCACAGGCGGAACAGAUAUCAUUUCUCUAUUUGGUGCCCCUUGUCCUUUGCAUCCUGUCUACAUCGGUGAAAUUCAGGUGCUCGGGCUCGGAAUGGCGGUUCAAGCUUGGGACUUUAGUGGCAAAGAUGUUUCGCAGACAGGUGAGCCAGGCGAUCUGGUCUGUACCAAACCCUUCCCUUGCCAGCCUGUGAUGUUCUGGCAAGGCGAAGAAGGGGAGAAGAAGUACAGAGCCAGCUAUUUCGAAGAGUUUGAAGGAGUUUGGCAUCACGGAGACUUCAUUCGUUUCAAUCCAGCAACUGGUGGUCUCAUCAUGCUGGGCCGUUCCGACGGUGUGCUGAAACCAUCUGGAGUACGCUUUGGGUCGGCCGAGCUAUACAAUAUCAUUCUGAAGCACUUCCCGAAUGAAGUCGAAGACGCACUCGCAAUUGGGCGACGACGGGAGACCGAUGACGAUGAGACUGUCGUGCUGUUCUUGAAGCUCAAAGAGCCAGGAAAUUUGGACCCAAAACUUGUUGAAAGCAUCAAGACAACUAUUCGAAAAGAACUGUCUGCAAGACACGUUCCUGGAGUUGUUGCCGAAUGUCCUGACAUACCGGUGACGACCAAUGGGAAGAAAAUUGAGAAGUCAGUCAAACAGAUACUGUGCGGGCUGAAUAUCAAGACGAGUACCAGCGUUGCGAACCCAGAGAGCCUAGAUUUUUACAAGCAAUGGGCAGAAACUCACUAGCUACACGUAAGGUAGCAGUGGUCAUUAUUGGGACAACCCAGACCAACUACCCUGCAGGCACCAGGUAUUGAUCCCAAAAGCUGCGAUUGAGAUACUUCGAGCUCAAUGCGCGUCCCUUUUCAUACGUGUCACGCUUCGAAGGACGAACGACUUCACCAGUAGUGACUGACCAUUGUGCUGGUGUCAGUUUAAAAAAAAAAUUGUAUUCAUUAAUUCACACAGGGAUAGUAAUACUAGUACAUACACGGCAUCAUCAUCAACUAUAAGUUCUUGGCAAAGGAAGUCACAUCGCGAAUGGCAUUAUUGUGAAAUUCUGGGAGCAGUUUCCGAAACACAAGGGAUGUGGCGUGAACGACUCCCAAAUUGACCUUCGCAUGUGCUUCCACUCCCGCAGCAAGAAGCUUUCGAUAAUAUGCCAUACCUUCAUCUCGAAGCGGAUCCAGUUCGUCCAUGGCCAACACAUG
Messenger RNA from Sphaerulina musiva SO2202, 3161 nucleotides. Its product is annotated as acetoacetate-CoA ligase. Lineage: Eukaryota; Fungi; Ascomycota; Dothideomycetes; Mycosphaerellales; Mycosphaerellaceae. Gene Ontology annotation, molecular function: acetoacetate-CoA ligase activity. Gene Ontology annotation, biological process: lipid metabolic process. The coding region runs from base 1 to 2697 and encodes 898 amino acids. The transcript has 3 exons. The record is from RefSeq and is a predicted model, not a curated record. Gene Ontology annotation, cellular component: cytosol.